Molecule: messenger RNA, 322 nt
Organism: Mus caroli (Ryukyu mouse)
Lineage: Eukaryota; Metazoa; Chordata; Mammalia; Rodentia; Muridae
Source: RefSeq, a predicted model, not a curated record
GAGGAUGAGGUGAAGCGAGUGCUCACCAUCAUGCAGAACCCGAGACAGUACAAGAUUCCAGACUGGUUCCUGAACAGACAGAAGGAUGGGAAGGAUGGGAAAUAUAGCCAGGUUCUGGCCAAUGGUCUAGACAACAAGCUGAGUGAGGACCUGGAGUGGCUGAAGAAAAGUCAAGCCCAUAGAGGGCUGCGCCACUUUUGGGGCCUUCAUGUCUGCGGUCAGCACACCAAGACCACUGGCCGCAGGGGCCGUACUGUGGGUGUAUCCAAGAAGAAAUGAGUCUCUGGGCCUUUGCUGUUAAUAAAUAGUUUAUAUACCUAUG